GCCCGGGUUUGUAUCAGACACAAACAGCAGCUUGUCAGCUCCCAGCACCCGGCACCGGCUCCGACGCGAAGAGGCUGCAAUGGAGACGCUGAGGUUCCUGCUCCGCCGUGCGGGCGGCGAGCGGCCCGGCCGACGCUCCUACACCAUUUACCGGAACGUGGAGGGGCCGGGCGGGGAGGGGGCCGGGGGCCUGGAGCUGAAGGUGGCCGAGGGGGAGGAGCAGACGCUGGCCGGGGACAUGGCCGCCCUGGUGACCCCCGGCCCGCGGGACCGGACCAAGGCCCUGACCUAUCUGGUGCUCAGCGCCCUGCUCAUCUUCACUGUGGCCUUCCUGCUGGGCUACGUGGCCCUGCGGGGCAGCUGCCCGUCGUGCGCGGGGCUGCGGGGCGACCUGCUGGCCGUGGUGAGCGACGAGGGGGCGGCCGACGAGUCGCCGGUCCCGGGGCCCCCCCUCUACUGGGCCGACCUGAAGGAAAUGUUCCAGAAAUACCUGCGGGAGGACAGCAUCGAGAGCACCAUCCGGUGGGUGAGCGAGGGCCCCCACCCCCCCGGCUCGCCCCGCAUGGACGCCCUGACCCACAAGGUGCUGGAGAGUUUCACCUCGUACGGGCUGGACCGAGCCUGGACCGACACCCACUACGUCGGCCUGCAGCGCCCGGACAGGGUGAACCCCAACUUCCUGCACCAGCUGGACCCGCAGGGCAAUGUCCUGGAGAGACUGGCGCUGGAGGACCCCGAGAUCUACUGCCCCUACAGCGCCCCCGGCAACGCCACGGGGGGGCUGGUCUACGCCAACUACGGGCGCCAGGAGGAUUUCGAUGUCCUGGGACAGCAGGGGGUGAACCCCCAGGGCCACCUGGUCAUCGUCAGGGUGGGUCAGAUCAGCUUCGCAGAGAAGGUGGCAAACGCAGACGCUGCCCAGGCCCGGGGGGUGCUGAUCUACCCUGACCCCUGGGACAUCCCCCAGGAUCUGCGCAAAGCGGGGCUGUCCCAGAACCGGGCGGUUUACGGACACGUUCACAUGGGGACUGGCGACCCCUACACCCCCGGCUUCCCCUCCUUCAACCACACCCAGUUCCCCCCCAUCCAGUCCUCGGGGCUGCCCCGCAUCCCGGCCCACCCCAUCAGCGCCAGCACGGCCGCCCGCCUCCUCAGUAAGCUGACAGGGCUGGCUGCCCCACGGGACUGGAAGGGCCGCCUGGCCGAGGUCCCGUAUCGCCUCGGCCCUGGGGACCCAGGCGUCCGGGUGCACCUCCAGGUGAACAGUGUCAAGACUUCGACCAUGAUCAGUAACGUCUUCGGCUCCUUCGAGGGGCGAUUUGAACCGGAUCACUACGUGAUCAUCGGGGCUCAGCGGGACUCUCUGGGCCCGGGGGCGGCCGGGUCGGGCGUCGGCACGGCCCUGCUGCUGGAGUUAGCCCGGACCUUCUCCGCCAUGGUGCGCAACGGCUUCCAGCUCCGGCGCACUUUGCUCUUCGCCAGCUGGGACGCAGAGGACUUCGGGCAGGUCGGCUCCACCGAAUGGCUAGAGGGGUAUCUCAGCAUGCUGCACCUCAAAGCCGUGGCCUACAUCAGCCUGGACAACGCUGUGCUAGGAGAUGACAAAUUCCACGCCAAGACCAGCCCCUUGCUGACGAGCCUCAUCGAGAACAUCCUCAAACAGGUCGACAGCCCGAACCGCAGCGGCCAGAGUCUCUACGAGCAGGUGACGUUCCCGGAUCGGCGCUGGGCCAGCGAGGUGAUCCAGCCCCUCGCCAUGGAGAGCAGCGCCUACCCCUUCACCGCCUUCGCGGGGGUCCCGGCCGUGGAGUUCUCCUUCGUCGAGGACGCCCGCCCCUUCCCGUUCCUGCACACCCAGGACGACACCUACGAGAACCUGAACGGGAUGCUCUUCGGGCGGCUGCCGGCCGUGGCCAAGUCGGUGGCCGAGGUGGUGGGGCAGCUGCUGAUCCGCCUGACCCACGACCACCUGCUGCCCCUGGACUUCGGCGCCUACGGGGACGUCCUUCUCCAGCGCAUCGCGGAGCUCAACCCCUACAGCAGCGAGCUCAAGAGCCGCGGCCUGACCCUGCAGUGGUUGUACUCGGCCCGGGGCGACUACACGCGGGCGGCCGAGAAGCUCCGGCGGGACAUCUACAGCUCGGAGGAGCGGGACGAGCGCCUCAACCGGCUCCACAACGUCCGCAUCAUGAGGGUGGAGUUCUACUUCCUGUCCCCCUACGUGGCGGCCACGGAGACCCCCUUCCGGCACGUGCUGCACGGGCGGGGGCCCCACACGCUGCGGGCCCUGCUGGCCCACCUGCGGCUGCUGCGGGCGGCCCCCGGGCGCUUCGACGAGGGGCGAUUCCGGCGCCAGCUGGCCCUGGCCACCUGGACCCUGCAGGGGGCGGCCAACGCCCUGAGCGGGGAGGUCUGGGACGUCGACAUCAACUUCUGAGCCCCGCCCCCGGGUGCCCCCCCGGGGGGCGUCCCCUGCCCCGGGAUCCCCCCCCUCCGGCUCCUCACCGAGCCCCCCACGCCCAGGGGGACCCGGCCUUUCGCCUACCCCCCAGAGCUGCACCCAAGGGUCACCCCUUUCUCUGACCCCCCCCAGCCCUGCUGCCCCCCCCGUUAAUUUAUCAGUGGCAGGGCCCACUAUAAAUGGUUUCGUUUAUUGCUACGCGAUAGAUUUAACCCUUUGUUGGAAGCACCAGCUUCUAUACCCCCCCCCCAUGGACAUUCAGCAUCCCCAGGAACCAAUCACGGGCCGGCUCCCCACCGCGGUCCCCCCCCCCAGCACCCCCCAAUAAAUCCAUCCCCAGAGCGACGGGGCUGCAGCCUCUGGCGUCAGGACUCCUGGGUUCUCUCCCCGGCUCAGGGAGGGGAGUGGGGGCUGGUGGGUUAGAGCAGGGGGAGCUGGGAGCCCGGACUCCUGGGUUCUCUCCCCGGCUCAGGGAGGGGAGUGGAGGCUGGUGGGUUAGAGCCGGGGGGGCUGGGAGCCAGGACUCCUGGGUUCACUCCUGACCUCUCUAUCUAGCCUAUCUAUGUGUCCGAUUUCCCCCUGCCCUAAUGUGGGGGGGGGUCCCCCUCAGGCCAGGUCCAGCUGGGCAGGUGUCACCCACCCCACCCCUGGAGCCCGAAAGCUCAAUAAAAAUGGAUGCUACA
Molecule: messenger RNA, 3144 nt
Organism: Chelonia mydas (Green sea turtle)
Lineage: Eukaryota; Metazoa; Chordata; Testudines; Cheloniidae
Gene: TFR2
Product: transferrin receptor 2
Exons: 19
Coding region: 80-2437 (785 amino acids)
Biological process (GO): endocytic iron import into cell
Cellular component (GO): external side of plasma membrane
Source: RefSeq, a predicted model, not a curated record